Molecule: messenger RNA, 1732 nt
Organism: Gadus morhua (Atlantic cod)
Lineage: Eukaryota; Metazoa; Chordata; Actinopteri; Gadiformes; Gadidae
Gene: slc25a42
Product: solute carrier family 25 member 42
Exons: 8
Coding region: 441-1412 (323 amino acids)
Biological process (GO): transmembrane transport
Cellular component (GO): mitochondrial inner membrane
Source: RefSeq, a predicted model, not a curated record
CAUUGGGCUCGCCCUUGCUGUUGAUAUCGGUGACAGCAGCGGUAACUGCAGAUAGCUAGAUAACAGCAUGGACUAUUCUAGUCACUCAAAGUCACUGUACGAGAAAUGAGUGCAUGAAACACUAUGGAGAAAGUUUAUGCAACGGCUUGAUCAAUUUCUGCAAAACUCUCCAUGUCCGUAUUUGGGAAUGAUCCAGGAAUUUCCCUUUUCAUGUUAUACAGAAUAGCUAACGCUGCGGAAUUUGUAGAGUAGAGUUGGUUAGCAACUUGCUAACGAACAGGACACACCACAUCAUACAGCAUAACUGCACCAACGAGGGUGUAAUUCACGAUAAAGAACUAUCCCAACCGACAUUUGAGCUGCAAGCAACUGCAGAUGUUGCCACCUGCUGGCCGGAGUACAUGAGCACAUCCAGGGCCGGCUGUGUGUAGCUCUUGGGGAUGGGUAAUGGUGUCCAGGACCAACGGGCAGCACACACACCGGGAGAAGUGUUGCCAUCGGCCUCCUCCAGUCAUUCCGAGCCAAGACCAUCUGUCCUCAACUCCCUCCUGUCGGGCGCUCUAGCGGGUGCUCUGGCCAAGACAGCUGUAGCCCCGUUGGACAGAACCAAGAUCAUCUUCCAAGUGUCUUCCGCAAGAUUUUCUGCCAAGGAGGCCUACAGGUUGAUCUACCGGACCUACCUGAAGGAUGGCUUCCUCAGCCUGUGGCGGGGGAACUCUGCCACCAUGGUGCGGGUCAUCCCCUACGCUGCCAUCCAGUUCUGUGCUCAUGAGCAGUACAAGAUAUUCCUGGGGGGAAUAUAUGGCUUCCAAGGGAAGGCCCUGCCUCCGAUACCACGGUUACUGGCUGGCUCCAUGGCAGGUACCACAGCAGCCAUGUUGACCUAUCCUUUGGACAUGGUACGUGCGAGGAUGGCAGUCACACCCAAAGAAAUGUACGGUAACAUAGUGCACGUGUUUGGACGGAUCUCCCGGGAGGAGGGCCUGAAGACGCUGUACAGAGGCUUCACCCCCACCAUCCUGGGCGUGGUGCCCUACGCAGGCAUCAGCUUCUUCACCUACGAGACCCUCAAGAAGGUGCACGCAGAGCGAAGCGGCCGCCCCCAGCCCUACUCCUACGAGCGGCUGGCGUUCGGCGCGUGCGCAGGGCUGCUGGGCCAGUCGGCGUCCUACCCCCUGGACGUGGUGCGGCGGCGCAUGCAGACGGCGGGCGUGACGGGCCACACCUACGGCACCAUCGCCGGCACCAUGCGGGAGAUCGUGGCGGAGGAGGGCGUGGUGCGGGGCCUCUACAAGGGCCUGAGCAUGAACUGGGUGAAGGGCCCCAUCGCCGUGGGCAUCAGCUUCACCACCUUCGACCUCACGCAGAUCCUCCUGAGGAAGCUGCAACAAAUGGGCUACACGUCCCGGUAAAACCCCUGGAGGGGGGCCAGUGAGGCGGCCGGGGGGGGGGGGGAUUCAAACACGCGCUGCCUCUGGAUGGUACGGCCGUGUGGCAGGCCGGUUGUUGGAGGCGUCGGCUGGAUGCAGGGGGCCGAUGGGUCACAAAGCCUCCCCGGACCGGCUGUCGUCCGCGAGCCCGCUGUGGGGCUCUGUCAUGUGCAAUAAUUUUAAAGUCGUCGGUUUCGUUUUUCAAAGAUGUGUUACUUUCUUGUGAAUCUGCCACCUCGACGAUGCCGAUAAACACAUUGCGCGUGUGUGUCUGUGCCACGCACCUACACUCUUUCUCGUGA